GAGCAGGUAUUGAGGUUUAAAUAUCUUCAUAAAAUCGUACUGUUACCGAAUAUGAGUCUUUUCCAAAUUCUCAUCAUACCAUCGAAAUUAGUAACGCCAUGCUAACCACCAACGACCUUUUAGCCCGCAACUACGAAGCCUCUCAAAACCAUAAGCCCCUACCAACAUUUGCCGAAAGCCGUUCCGCAGGACAGGGACCUCCCCGGAUUGCUCUGAUCAGCUGCUGUGAUCCCCGCGUUGUUCCCGAGGAGUACUUCGGUCUCACACCCAGAGAUGCCAUCGUCUUUCGUACUGUUGCCGGCCAUCCACAGGGAUGUUGGAAAGAUCUUGUUGCCUUAGAUACAUUUAUAUUUGAAGGGUUCGGCGUUAAUGGGUUUGAAGAGGUUAUUAUUGUUCAUCAUACCGAUUGUGGCUCGCUCAUGUUUACGAAUGAUAUGAUCCACCAAGGUAUUCAAAAACGAAAUCCAGAGAGUAACACUGAGAACAUCAUUGGUACUGAAUUCGGUGCUGUUUCGACUAGCAUUGAGCAGAAUGUUAGAGAUGACCUGGAAUGGCUCAAGACUGCUCCUCUCGUACGUAAAGAGUUGGCGGGGAGUGCGAGGGGGUUUGUGUAUAAUAUUAAGACGGGGAAGUUGCAUGAAGUGUGA
Messenger RNA from Talaromyces stipitatus ATCC 10500, 647 nucleotides. RefSeq lists its product as uncharacterized. The record is from RefSeq and is a predicted model, not a curated record. The transcript has 3 exons. The coding region runs from base 99 to 647 and encodes 182 amino acids. Gene Ontology annotation, molecular function: carbonate dehydratase activity; zinc ion binding. Lineage: Eukaryota; Fungi; Ascomycota; Eurotiomycetes; Eurotiales; Trichocomaceae.